AUUGAUUAUUUUUUUAUUACGUUUAUACAAACAAACUUUACAUUUGACUUAAUUUAUUUAUAUACAGAAAAUGUAAUCUCUUUGCUAAAUAAAUAAUAAAUAUAAGAUACAUAAAUAUAGUUUCGGUGAAUAGUAUAUGUUUAUUUAAAUGCAUACAAAAAGUAUCUUAUUAAACCUUCUGUUAAAUCGAAAUAUUUAUUUAAUGUUAACUCGCAGCAUUAUUUUGCAAAAUGUAAAAAUUAAUUAUGAUGAUCGAUAGUCGACCGCCUACAGAGAGUACCAUAUGAAACAAAUUAACAUUGGCAGUACUGUCCGUAAAACGAUAAUACGAAACGUUUGCUGCAUGUUCAGCAGGGAUCAAAAUGGCCAAAGGAUGACAAUACACAGCUGUCAAUUCAAAGAAAAACAGGAUAUUCCAACAAGAAUCGAGGGAAAAUGUCUCAUAUCCAGUAUGUGGACGAAUUGGUCAAAGAAUACUUGCUUUUCAGAGGUUUCAGUCAAACCUUAAAAGCUUUCGACAACGACUUGAAAGCUGAAAAAGAGAAAGGCUUCCGGGUAGACAAGAUUGUUGAUCAACUAAUGCAAUAUGUGUAUAAUUAUGACUUGGCAUCACUAAGAGAAUUAUGGGGACAUUUGGACACAAGAAUGUUUUCCCGGUUAGAGAGUCACUUUACACCAGCUGUAAGAAAAUUAGAGAAUGCCGUUUUAAAAAUGUAUUUGGUCAAUGCAGCGUUGAAUAACAAGCAAGAUCGAAUUCAAGAAUUUUUUAUGAAAAUGACGCCAGAGUUGCAGGGCCAUUCAGAAUGGAAAGAAUGGUUUGCAUUGCCAUUCGUAAAAAAUCCAGAAGACAAUCCAGCAUACUCUGUACAUUUUAGUAGACAAUGGCAAGACACUAUGUUAUUAUCUCUGCACAAUUUCCUUGCUACCAUUUUUCAAUGUAUGCCAUUACCAACGCUACUCACUAUAGAUGAAGAUACAAACAAAUUGAAACGAUUACAAGAAGAGAAUGAGGCACUAAGGCAGCGUUUAAGCGAUUCGGUUAAGAUAGAUAAUGUAAUGGAUGUAAAUCCAGGACCAGCUCCUCAGCAUCCGCCUAUUAUGGAUGAUUUUUAUAUAAUAGCACAAGAAUCUCCUCUACUAGAAAAUCCUAAGACUCUAAGGAACUUGAUACGAAAUAUAGGUGGUGGUUCUAGUCCAAUUUUAAGUAGAAAGUCUGCGGCAAGUUCUAAAAAGAUAUCUGAACCUGAAGCAGUGUCUACGAAACGAACGAACACCAAGGGGAAAUUGAGUUCGAUCAGUAAGUCUGAUACUGUUACCAAAAGAAGCAUCAGCUGUGAUUCAAGAUUAACUAGCUCUAGGAAACGAGAUUCGUCUAUCGACGCCGUAGCCGAACGGAAGGCUAAAGAUAAAAUUGAUUCUACUUAUAUUCUUCUUAGCCAGGAAGAGUACACGGAACACAAAACGUCAAUAAUUCAAUGUAAAAGCAAUGCGAGUGGAUCGUACGUCGCUACCGGUGACGCUGAUGGUAUUAUUAAAGUCUGGACCCCGAUACCAUCACCAAAGACUGUUACUACAUAUAUCUCCGCCACAACAAACUCAAACAAAGCUAUAAGAGCGCUCGACUGGAUAUCAAAGAAUGAACGUUAUUUUUUACACGGUGAUAACAAUGGUUUAAUCCAGUUACACGACACUCGUGACUGCAAGACUUUAUGGGAUAUUCAACACGAGAACUCCCGGAUCAUAACUUUGCUCUGCAAUCCAACGGAAUCUACGUUUGUGUGUUCUGUAUCAGAUUCGAACGAAGGGAAACUUCUGUUAUACGACAUUAAGACAAGAAAAUUAGAAAGAACAUUACCAUUAGAACAAAACGUAACAGCUUUAUGCUCCGCAUUUAAUCACAACGGUCAACUCCUUAUCACAGGGUUAUCCAAUGGAAAUAUUUUAAUUCAUGAUUUAAGACGAAACGAAAUUAUCGAUAACAUUAGUUGUCACUCGAGUCCGGUUAUUGACAUAGAAUUAAUUAACGAUUACACGAACAUUUGUACGCAAAGUGAAGACGGUAAACUGUGUCAAAGGAGUUUGAAUCAUUCGGGGAAGAUACUUUGGGAGACGAAGAUCAAAGUGGAGAAAAAUACUGUCCAUGGGAAACUCUUUACUUUUGACCAAAGUGGUAACUACAUGUUGCUGUGUACGCAAAGCGGAGGAAACAUAUACAAGAUGCCACCAGGUGCACAAGCCAAAGUAUUAGAAUUAGGUGGGCAUAAAGGCACGUUGUGCUGCGAUUGGUCCACCGCCAAUCAGUCUGGAACUUGUAUAACUGGUGGUGCUGAAGGGAAAGUACGAGUGUCGACAUUGCUCUCACCAUGAUACAAAAGCAGAAUUAGUAUCUGUGUAAAUUCUUGAAGCGGUUGUAAAGUUCGUCACAUUAGCUCAAAUUUGUAGAUACUAUUUACUUAGUACUUUGAAUGUUAGAGAGCGAUUUUACAGUCACUAUACCAAGGAUGAUGGGUCAGUGAAAGUAGAGUCCUGAAUAUCUCUAAUAGAUUUGGCAUUGCAACAAACGAUACGAUAGAUAUUCAGAAUUUCUAACUCCUGCUGUUCAUCCGAUGUAUUGAAGUAUGGAAUAUCGGGAUAUCCCGAGUGAUACGUUCAUAAUAUCAUAAAAUGGAAGAAAAGACCCCCCAAGUAUUUUGUGAAAAGUACAAUGAACAUAAACGUAUCAUACAUUAGUUCAAAAAAUAUUAUAGUUAUAUCAUUAAAUUCGAAU
Molecule: messenger RNA, 2767 nt
Organism: Nomia melanderi (Alkali bee)
Lineage: Eukaryota; Metazoa; Arthropoda; Insecta; Hymenoptera; Halictidae
Product: WD repeat-containing protein 91
Biological process (GO): negative regulation of phosphatidylinositol 3-kinase/protein kinase B signal transduction; early endosome to late endosome transport
Cellular component (GO): late endosome membrane; early endosome membrane
Molecular function (GO): protein binding; phosphatidylinositol 3-kinase inhibitor activity
Source: RefSeq, a predicted model, not a curated record